UGGUAAGUAGACUAUUGCAGUCAGGACGGUCGUUUGGGGGAGUUGGGGGUGAACGCAGCCGAAGAGAGCAAAGCAGGGAAUAUAAACUCGAGCUCGCGCUCCUCACUGUAAACCGAACGCUCACACCUUCUGCCCGGCUAAUAGCGACAGCGCUCUCUCAUUGGCUGUGGUCCCAGGCACGUAACAGACGCUACGGAGGCGUGUUCGAACUGCAGGCUCGCAAUGAAAUGAGGAGCAUCGUGCGGGAGAAGCGAAGUGAACUAGUUUAUAGAAAUGUACGUCACUUAGAUACAAUGUUUUUCUGACCCCAGCGCGGAAAUAUUUCCGAACAAAUCCGAUGUGAGUAACCAACCACAGACGAAUUGCGCUUCAUGGACAUCAAUCCUACGUUGCGGGUCUGACAUUCACACUUUAUGUUUUUGUGUCAGGCUAUCUUCCUCCAGGAAAGCUUCAGCGCAUGAAAAAAGCCCAACUUCUGCAAUAACUGAAAAAUAAAUACCAGUGACCCCCGAAGAAGCGCGCGUCAAAUCGGUCUCUUGUCGGACACUCCGCAUUCUAAGGAAUAUGUGCUACGUGUGAAUGAACUCCCUUCCGAGGUGUCAUUUAGGAACGUCAUUUCGCCAUUGCGACGGUGUGAUGAUGUCAGUAGAGCAGUGGCAGUAAUCCCUGCACACUCUACCCACCUCUGCCUGUCUACACGGAGCAGCACUGAGCAGCACUGAGCAGCACUGAGCAGCACGGAGCAGCACGGAGCAGCACGGAGCAGCACUGAGCAGCACUGAGCAGCACUGAGCAGCACUGAGCAGCACUGAGGACUCAGCAUGGCCUCUACAGCAGUGCUCAUCAGCACCCUACUGCUGCUGCCUCUGAUCUCGACUCAGCCGUCAGAAAAUUCCUACUGCGUGAUCCAGCGGGAGCAGGAGAGAUGCAUGGAGAAGAUGGCUGAGCACGACCCCGCCAACGACCCCGAGUUCGGCUGCCCCUGGAUGUGGGACAACCUGACCUGCUGGCAGCCGGCUGCCGUGGGCGACGUGGUGGAGGUAGACUGCCCCGAGCUCUUCAGGAUCAUGAGCCAGACGCUGGAGGAUCUGGGCAGGAUCAGCCGUAACUGCACGGAGGACGGCUGGUCCGAGACCUUCCCUCACUACGUGGACGCCUGCCUCGACGACGGCAACGGCACCAAGCCGGACAUGUACUAUGUCUCGGUCAAGGCCUUAUACACCGUAGGGUACAGCACCUCCCUGGUCUCCUUGACAACCGCCAUGGUCAUCCUGUGCAGGUUCAGGAAGCUCCACUGCACCAGGAACUUCAUCCACAUGAACCUGUUUGUGUCCUUCAUCCUGAGGGCCAUCUCAGUCUUCAUCAAAGACGGGGUGCUCUUCGCCGAGGAAGACAGCAAUCACUGCUUCCUGCACACUGUGGAGUGCAGGUCGGUGAUGGUGUUCUUCCACUACUGCGUCAUGUCCAACUACUUCUGGCUGUUCAUUGAGGGGCUGUACCUCUUCACCCUGCUGGUGGAGACCUUCUUCCCGGAGAGGAGAUACUUCUACUGGUACACCAUCAUCGGAUGGGGGACUCCUACUGUGUGUGUGACUAUCUGGGCGGUCCUUAGACUGCACUUUGAUGAUAUUGGCUGCUGGGACAUAAACGACAGCGCCCCCAUCUGGUGGGUGAUCAAGGGCCCCGUGGUGGCAUCGAUCAUGGUAAACUUUGUGCUCUUCAUCGGCAUCAUCAUCAUCCUGGUUCAGAAGCUGCAGUCACCUGAUAUUGGAGGCAAUGAAUCCAGCAUUUACCUGAGGCUGGCUCGCUCCACCCUCCUCCUCAUCCCGCUGUUUGGAAUCCACUACACCGUGUUCGCCUUCUCCCCCGAGGACGUCAGGAAGAGGGAGAGGCUGGUGUUCGAGCUGGGCCUGGGCUCCUUCCAGGGAUUCGUGGUGGCUGUCCUGUACUGCUUCCUGAAUGGAGAGUUUCUCCCUGAAGGUGCAGUCGGAGAUAAAGAGGAAAUGGCGGAGCUGGACCGUGAACCGGUACUUUGCUGUGGACCUGAAGCACCGGCACCCUUCGCUGGCCAGCAGUGGGGUGAACGGGGGGACGCAGCUGUCCAUACUGAGCAAGAGCAGCUCGCAGAUCCGCAUGUCCAGCCUGCAGGCCGAGAGCCCGGCCACCUGAGCUAACCAGCCACGCCCGGACACGCCCCUCCCCACUGACCGGUCCCCACUAACCACCCUAUCCCACACACACACACACACACACACACACACACAUAUCCUGCACCACUGACCGGUCCCCACUAACCACCCUAUCCAACACACUUACAGUAUAUACAAAAACAUACACACACACAACCUGCGCUGAUAACUGGUCCCCAUUAACCACCCUAUCCAACACACAGUAUAUACACACACACACACACACACACACAACCUGCACUGAUAACUGGUCCCCAUUAACCACCCUAUCCAACACACAGUAUAUACACACACACACACAUAUCCUCCCCUGCCUACCAAUCUGCCCUAACCACACUGUCAGACUCACUUGCAGUACAUAUAAAAACACACACACACACACACACACACACACACACACCCUUGACUGACUGGUCUCCUGUAACCACACUAUCCAACACACUUACAGUAUAUACAAAAACAUACACACACACUCUCAUACGCUGACCUGUUCACACAUACACACACCCACAUGCGCCCCUCUAUGUACACACACAAAUACAUACAUACACCCUCUACAGAUACACACACACACCUUGUGUGCUGAAACAGACAUGUGGACACACAUAUUGUACAAACACACACAUACAUACAUGCACAUACAAA
Anguilla rostrata (American eel) is the source of this 2834-nucleotide messenger RNA. It is a transcript of the gene adcyap1r1b, whose product is annotated as adenylate cyclase activating polypeptide 1b (pituitary) receptor type I. Gene Ontology annotation, cellular component: plasma membrane. Gene Ontology annotation, biological process: adenylate cyclase-modulating G protein-coupled receptor signaling pathway; cell surface receptor signaling pathway. Lineage: Eukaryota; Metazoa; Chordata; Actinopteri; Anguilliformes; Anguillidae. The transcript is spliced from 14 exons. The record is from RefSeq and is a predicted model, not a curated record. Bases 822 to 2174 code for a protein of 450 amino acids. Gene Ontology annotation, molecular function: peptide hormone binding; vasoactive intestinal polypeptide receptor activity; G protein-coupled peptide receptor activity.